Messenger RNA from Nerophis ophidion (straightnose pipefish), 7460 nucleotides. RefSeq names its product adhesion G protein-coupled receptor L1-like. The transcript is spliced from 25 exons. Gene Ontology annotation, molecular function: G protein-coupled receptor activity; carbohydrate binding. NCBI's taxonomy places the organism in Eukaryota, Metazoa, Chordata, Actinopteri, Syngnathiformes, Syngnathidae. Gene Ontology annotation, biological process: G protein-coupled receptor signaling pathway; cell surface receptor signaling pathway. The record is from RefSeq and is a predicted model, not a curated record. Gene Ontology annotation, cellular component: membrane. Bases 638 to 6181 code for a protein of 1847 amino acids.
CAAGCGGGGCCAGCGCGGAUGGAGCGGGGGCGCGCACAGAGACGAGAGCACGGGCACGAGGCGAUACCAGGAGCGGGAGAACGAGAUCCUGUUACGAUUUUUUUUUAAAAAUAACCUUAAACGAUUUUUUUUUACCUCCCUAUUCGCUUCAUUUUUUAAUUUUAUUUUUUAAUAAAGAGUGACGAACAUCCGCAAUUCGUCGAGAGGAUGCGUUUUUCACGUCGAGGCGUCGAAGGAAGAUGUGCAGCCAUGACAACAACAAGAGGACACUGUCAAGUGUAGACGACGACACGAUUUAUCCGUGGCGUGUCUUCUCUUCAUACACACGAGGCCCUCCGUGGGCACCGAAAGCCGCGGGAAUGACGGUGCCAACGUGACGCGGAGUGCAGCCAUCGAGUGGACGGGAGGAGGGCGUGAGGUCCAACAGAGAGCUGGAGGGGUGGACGCCCAGUUGUACGUUGGACCCCUAAUGACUGCUCCAUUGUCUGCUGUGUCACUAUUAUUAUUAUUAUCACUAUUGAUUUGAAUGGCGUGGAGGGAACAGCCGAGAAACGGGAGGAUGGAGACGCAGUGAGCGAGGAUUGACGGCUCUUCUAACACGGCUGGUGGUGUGACGCCUGAAGUCUUCCCUCCCAGCAUGGCGCUGUCAUUGCGGUUGUUUGUCGCGUGUGUGCUCACUUUGGCUCAUGUCGCCCCUUCCAGCCAAGCCAUGUCUCGGGCCGCCAUGCCAUUUGGGCUGUUGCGCAGAGAGCUGGCAUGUGAGGGUUACCCCAUUGAACUCCGCUGCCCGGGAAGCGACGUGGUGAUGGUGGAGACCGCCAACUAUGGACGCACCGAUGACAAGAUUUGUGACGCAGAGCCCUUCCAGAUGGAGAACACCCAAUGUUACCUUCCUGAUGCACUGAAGAUAAUGGCCCAGAGGUGUAACAACAGGACUCAGUGUGUGGUGGUUGCAGGGGUGGACGUCUUCCCAGACCCUUGUCCCGGGACGUACAAAUACCUGGAGAUCCAGUACGAGUGUGUCCCUUACAUUUUCGUCUGCCCCGGAUCACUGCUCAGCAUCCAGUCGCCUUCUUCCGUACUGGAGGCGGAGCAUCAGUCGGGGGCGUGGUGUAAGGACCCGCUGCAGGCCGGUGACAGACUAUACGUCAUGCCGUGGACACCCUAUAGGACCGAGGUGCUGUACGAGUACGCUUCUUGGGACGACUACCGGCAGAAUCGAGUCACCACUACCUAUAAGCUGCCAAGCCGCGUUGAUGGUACCGGCUUUGUGGUGUAUGAUGGCGCCGUGUUUUACAACAAGGAACGGACGCGCAAUCUGGUCAAGUACGACCUGCGGACGCGCAUUAAGAGCGGCGAGGCAGUGGUGGUCAAUGCCAACUACCAUGACACGUCGCCUUACCGCUGGGGAGGGAAGUCAGACAUCGAUCUGGCGGUGGAUGAGAACGGCCUCUGGGUGAUCUACUCCACUGAAGCCAAUAAUGGACGCAUCGUGGUCAGCCAGGUGAACCCGUACACGUUGCGCUUCGAGGGCACGUGGGCCACCGGCUUUGACAAACGCGGGGCCAGCAAUGCCUUCAUGGCCUGUGGCGUGCUAUAUGCGGUGCGCUCAGUCUUCCAGGACGACGAGGGGCAGGCAGACGGAAGGGUCGGCAACGACAUGGUGGUGUACGCCUACGACACCAGCCGGGGCCAGGAGCUGCCCGUUCAGAUCCCGUUCCCCAACCCCUACCAGUACAUCUCUUCCAUAGACUACAACCCUAGAGACAACCAGUUGUAUGUGUGGAAUAACUACUACGUUUUGAGAUAUCCACUGCAGUUCACACCACCGCCACCCACUAAAGGUCCCCUUUCUUCUCUAAUGACGACUGUCCGCUCUUACACGGCAACAGUGGCAUUGACUCCGGUGCGGCCAUCAGCCUCCCACCCAGUGGGCGUCAUCAACCGUGGGCCCUUUGAUCAGAGGCCAAUCACAGCCAUGGUGCCCCUAACACCUCGUCCCCCAUUGCGUGUCCCCUUGGCUCCAGGGGCCCCCGGUCAAGUAGGUGGGUGUGAGGGAAGAGUGGCACGAGGCGUGCAGUGGCCCCCCACUCUGAAAGGGGAGACCGUCGAGAGGCCCUGCCCCAAAGGCUCGCUGGGCAUUGCUUCCUACCAGUGCAUGUUGUCUCCAGUGAGCUGGAGCUCCAGAGGGCCUGACCUCUCUAACUGUACUUCUCCCUGGGUCAGCCAGAUUUCACAGAAGAUUAAAAGCGGAGAGAAUGCAGCAAACAUAGCCGGAGAACUGGUCAACCUGACCCGUGGGCGGAUCUACGCGGGCGAUGUUAGCAUGUCUGUCAAGCUAAUCGAACAACUGCUGGACAUUUUGGACUCCCAGCUGCAAGCUUUGAGACCAGUCAAUAAGGAGUCUGCGCCACGUAACUACAACAAGCUGCAGAAGAGGGAACGCACGUGCAGGGCUUAUGUGCAGGCCGUGGUCCAGACAGUCGAUAACCUUUUGGGUCCUGAAGCCUUGGUGUCCUGGGCGGACAUGAGCGGUCCUGACCAGUCCCGCUCUGCAUCACUUCUGUUAGAUGCAGUAGAGAAAGGAGCAUUCCUAUUGGCUAACAACCUCUAUGAAGGCCGAUUCAGUGACAGAGCACCAAACGUCGAUCUGGAGGUGUAUGUGCUAAACACAGAGGCAGACAUACAGGACUUAACAUUCCCGCACUCCUACGACAGUGACAGCAUCCUGCAGAUCUCAGCAGUGGCUCUGCAGCAGUACAGUAAUAAUGGCCAAGUGAAGCUGGUCCUCUCCUUGUAUAAGAACUUGGGCUCCUUCCUGACGACACAGAACUCCACCCUGCGACUUGGAUUUGGACUUGGCCAGGGGUCAGAAGUAAGGCGCCUGGUGGUCAACUCCCACGUCAUCUCCGCUUCUGUGCACAGAGGCUCCAAUAGAGUGUUCCUCUCUGAACCGGUGGUCUUCACUCUCAGACACCUGCAGCAGGAUAACCACAUUGGUCCCAACUGUUCUUUUUGGAAUGCAUCAGGGGUUUCUGGGAGUGGCAGAUGGUCCACACAAGGAUGCCGCCUGUUGCAUACCAACAACACACAUACAACCUGUGCCUGCAAUCACCUGUCCAGCUAUGCGGUCCUCAUGACGUAUAAACAACCUGCUUCUGGUGUGGGAGUGGAGGAACUUCUUGUCUAUGUGGUCUCCUGGGUGGGCAUCUCUGUGGCUCUGGUGUGUUUGGCCACCUGUCUUACUACCCUAUGCUGCCAGGGGGCACCCUGGCACACUGACCACAGCACCAUCCACUGCAACUUGUGGGCCAACUUGCUCAUCACUGAGCUUCUCUUCCUUGUUGGGGCUAACAAAACACAAUACACGGUGGUGUGUUCCAUCAUUGCUGGCCUGCUGCAUUUCUCCUUGCUCUCUGUGUUCUGCUGGUUGUGUUUGGAAGGAGUCGAGUUGUACAUUUUGCAGCGGGAGGUGUUCGAGGCACGGAACUCCAGGAGGAAGUAUUUCUACCUUAGUGGCUACUCUGUACCCGGGCUGGUGGUGGCUGUGUCGGCAGCCAUUGACUUCAGAGGCUACGGCUCAAAAACCGCCUGCUGGCUGCGAACCGACAAUUACUUCAUUUGGAGUUUCCUCGGACCUGUGGGUGUAAUUAUCACGAUCAACCUAAUUAUCUUAGUGAUGACAUUACAUAAAAUGCACAGCACCGCCGCCCUGAAGCCAGACUCCAGUCGCCAUGACAACUUAAGGGCGUGGGCGGUGGGCUCGCUGACGCUGCUCUUCCUGCAGAGUGUCAACUGGUCCUCAGGCCUGAUGUUCCUGUCGGCUCCAUCUCUCCUCCUGGCUUACCUCUUUGCCUCUCUCAACACGGCCCAGGCCGUCCUCAUCACCAUCUUGCACUGCACCCUCGCCCGGAAGGGUCAGAAAGACUACGGCCAAUGUCUUCGUCUGUCCCAGUGCUGUGGGACAUCUUCAUCUAGCUCCCCGGACUCGGUGAAGGGUGCGGCGUUGCGCUCCAACAGUCGCUACAGCAGCAGCCAGGGCCGUAGAGCCACAGCCAACAGACAGAGUCGUAUCAGGAGGAUGUGGAAUGACACAGUCCGACGACAGACAGAGUCGUCUUUCAUCGCUGCUGAUGUUAACAGCACUCCUACGCUCAACAGAGCUGCACUGGGGAAUCAUUUCUUGACCAAUCAAGUGCUGCAGACUCACGCUGCUGCCUCUCCUUAUGACACGAUGCUGGCGCAGGGAUACAAUCAACCCUUCACCUCCUCAGUUGGAACCUUCCGAAACAAGAAAGUUGGUGUGUCGCAGAGUCAGGAGUCUUGUGGUUUGGACAGUGUCUGUCUCAAUGGAGGCUACACUCCCAAUACCUUCACCCUACAUGGUCUCGGUGCCACACCUGGAUCCCGAGCCGGAGUGGUGGGCAGCGCUGACCUUCUGAGGGAAGGAGGCGUCGGGAUGGGAAGCGAUGACAUCUCGCCUGGCUUGCUGACCCCUCAUAGUGCAGCAGAUCUGGGCGCCGGUGCCGGGAUGCGUCGUAACCUGUCUGACGCUGCAGCGCUGGAGAAGAUGAUCAUCUCUGAGCUGGUACAGAGCAACCUGAGACCUCCGGGCGACAUGCCCGUCCCUCCCGAGCGCUACGGGAGCCUGGCGAGACCUCAUCAUCUGGACAGAGCGGGCCAUGCUCACACGGCCACACUGACUCGGCAGCCGCCGCAGGAGGGCUGGGCGGCCACCAUGCAGCCCACCACUCGGCACAACCCGCAAGAGGGUUGGCCGCAUUUGAGGCACCUACAAGGUACUACUGAGACACAGGAACAAGAUCAUGCCACAACGCCACGCUUACAAGAUGGCUGGUCACACUCCCGCACUCCUGGAGAAUGUGAGUCCCGAGAGCUGCUUAAAGAAGGGGAGAGACUCCAGCUGCAAGGCACUCUGGGUCGUCGUGGACUCCAGGAGAGGCAACAAGCACGUCCUCCCGAUGUUCAGGCCCGACCUUACUCCACGCUCAGCCGCACCCCGGGCACCUUGUCUCGCCACCGCGGCACAGCCGAGUCAAGUGGAGGGAUGGACCGGGAUCGGGAUCGGUACCGUGACAGACCCCUGCCGCCUCCGCCUCCCCCUCCGCCACAGGAGUCGGAGCCUCUGUACAAAGCCCUGGAGGAACCAUUGCUGAUGAAACAGAGGGAGGGGAGUGUGGAUGCAUGGCGGGGAGGGCAGGACAGGGACAAGGAGGAAACCUUCCUCCUAAAAAGAGAAGGACUGAUGGACGAUUGGAGGGGAGGCGGAAACAGAGCAAGAGAGGAUUCUUUCAGCGCUCAAAAGAGAGACGGAGACAUGGCGGAGUGGAGAGGUGGCGUGGAGAGAGGGAGGGAGGAACCUCAGAGGAUGGAGCCAUGGCGAGGAGCAGCGGAGGCGGAGCAGGAAGAAACUUUCAUAACUCAAAGGAAAGACUUCGAUGGCUGGAGAGGAGACAAGGACAGGGACGGCUGGAGAGAGAGCGACAAACAGAAAGACAGAGCGCUGGACGUGUGGCGUGGAGGAGUGGACGUGGACGUGGACAGGGACGAGUCUUUCCUGUUCGAGAGCAAUGACGGGGGUCUUGACGGCAGGAAAAGAGGGAACGAUAGAGGCUCUCUUAGGUACCAUGGCAACCGAGAGGAUUCAGACGGCUUCACUCUACCUUUGACACCCGAUCUCGACCUCGACCCUGACUCUUCGCCUAUCUACGCACGGGAUUCGAACCCCUCGCCGCUCUACCCUGUUGACCACCGAUCACCACCUCUUGGUAUCUUCCCACGCAGCUCUCCGCCAACCAAUAUCUUCGCACCCCGAGACGUUCAUUCUCCUCCCAACAACCUCUACUCCCGACACUCCCCCCAGGUGUACAGUCGCAGCAGUUCCCCUCCUCGCUUCUACACCCGCACCUCCCCGCCGACUCUCUCCUACCCCGACAGCAGCCCCGAAGGUCCAGAGGAGGUCAGCCCCACCAGCCCGCCCCAGCGGCCCGCCCUGGAGCUACCCUACAGCCUGGGGAGACCCCCUCUAGGCCCACGGCCCAAUCACCUGCAGACCUUCUACCAGCCGCCAGCGCCCACGACGAACGGAGAGGCGGCGUACACACCGGAGCCCACUUCGGAGGGAGAAGACGGUCAGAUGCAGCGGGUGACGAGCCUGUGACUAGGGCGGUGGUGAUCGGGGAAUAGGAACCAGGGAGGCAAGAGCGGAGAAGCACAACCAAGAGUUCAAUUCGGAUGAUGAUGACCAUGAGGUUGACGAUGAAGCUAAUGACGGUGGCUCCUCCCUGCUUUCUAUCUCCCGAUCACCACGAGACUCCCUACCCCCCCGGGCCCCCCCCAUCUUUUGUUACUUUUCUAGAACUCACUGGUCCCAAAUCUUCCUCUGCUCUCUUUUCCCUUGAACCCCCUCCUGUGUCUUCCCGCUUCAUCAGUGCUUAGUACCUGUUGGCUCCUCGUCCACCCGACCGUCUUUUGGUCCCCUGGCUGGGCGUCGCCCGCUCCCACCCCCCGCCCCCCUCUCCUCGUAGCAAGAGAAGCGUGUCGUAACCGAGAGAAAGAAAGCACUCGUGUGUUGCCAAAAAAAAAAAAAACUUUCAAAGAACACGUGCAUGACUUUCUAGUGGCUUGUAAGAGGACAAAGUGCAAGUGAGCGUGUGCGUAGCUUGAUGAGCAUGCGUGUGUGCAAGGUGUGUGUGUGUGUAACAUAGUGUGUGUGUGUGUGUAUAUAAAUCUUUUAUGAGUAUGAUUUAUGAUUAAUGUAUCACAGAUUAAUGUAUCACAGUGAAGCGUUUUAUCAAUGUCAAGGGGGCGGGGCCUCUUACGUACGCCCCCGUCCUCCCAGUUUUGUUCCAUCAGAUUCAGACCAAAACUUGACCUCCAGCCGCCACCGACUGCCGGCGAAGGAACGGUUCCGCCGUGGUGUUGUCAUAGCAACAGAACUCUUGUCUCUAGAGCUGAUAUCGUGCGAAACCUCAGAACUUUUUUUCUGCUAUACCCCUGACGGCCUUGUACAUACCACCCUCAAGUGUUCUAACUGUCUUGUAUUGCUAUUGAAGUUCAAGUAAACGCGUGAAUUCAAACCAACGUCUGUGUGGACUUACAUUCUCCUUUGAAGGAACAAUUACGAUUAAAAAUAGAAGCUGAUAAGAAAAAGUCCUGUUAGACGGCCAAUAUGACUCCUUCAGUAGUCCCUCGCCUUUGAACAGGAUUCAAAACCAUGUUUCCGUUCGCCGCGAGUAAGGCUGUGAAGCAUUAAAACUGUGCUCAUGUCCACACUGCGAGUCGGCUCCCAUUCAAUCAAUCAACGUUUAUUUAUAUAGCCCUGAAUCACAAGUGUCUCAAAGGGCUGCGCAAGCCACAACGACAUCCGCGGUACGGAGCCCACAUAAGGGCAAGGAAAAACUCACCCCAGUGGGAAGUCGGUGGCAAUGACUGAGAAA